AAAUUAAAUAAUGUUUUAUGCGCUUCAAAAUGGUAAAAUAAUUUUGUUUUUAAGUGAAAUUACAUAUUUCACAACAAUUAUUUGAAUAUAUUUUGUAAGGGUGUUUCUUCAAACGUGAAUUCGUUACCACGAAGAUAGCUACAGGAUAAAACCUGCGAUCAGCGAUGCCGCUUUGCAAAAGGUCGUACGGCGCCGUUUUGUGACGGCGCGCGAUGAAACUAGUUGAAAUUCUAGUCUCCAAGGUUUUGAGUUUGACAUCCCGCGCAGGUAUAUUUUUUUGCUGUUUUUGAUACUGGACCCAUCGCGAAUUUGGUUGUUUAAAAAUUUGUUUACUUGUUUAUUCAGUGAUAAGGAAAGACGUGAGUUGAGGAUUUAACGAUUAAACGUAUCGCGAUGUGCCGGAUCAUAACAAAAAUGUGACGAGAAUCUUAAAGUUUCGUAGCGAGAGUGAAGCGUGAAAAAAAAUUGCGGAGUGGUCGUCGGUGCAGCUACACGGACGGCCGGAUAACCUUACGUCAAAUCAAUGUUUAAUCAGAGAAGCGAAUAGUCCCAUUGAUAUAACCAGUGGGACGUCCAAGUUCUACGAAUUUGCGGAAGAACGAAGAGGGAUUGGAAAUUCAAAAAAAUGGCGCCGCCCGAUCCAUUGACUCAGAUGAAUACGUACAGAUCGUACGUAACGAUGCUGGCUGAUCCGGGCUCGAAGGACGAGCUCAAACUCAAAGCAGCUCAAGAGCUGUCGGAAAAUUUUGAGGUGAUAAUGUGCUCGUCCCAAUAUCCAGCGUUCCUUGAUCAUUUGAUGAAAAUAUUCCUCAAGAUCCUUCAGGAAGGCGAGCCUCAUUUUAUAAGCGAGUACAAUAUUCAACAAGUGAGAAAACUCAUACUCGAAAUGAUCCAUCGUUUACCAACGAACGAGUAUCUGCGCCCUUACGUCAAACAAAUAUUAAGCUUGAUGCUGAAACUCCUUGAAACUGAGAACGAGGAAAAUAUCCUCGUUUGCUUGAGAAUAAUAAUCGAACUUCACAAACAGUACAGGCCGACUUUCAAUCCUGAGAUCCAGCACUUUCUGCAAUUUGUCAAAUCAAUAUACAGCGAAUUGCCGAAAAAUUUGCCAAAAAUAUUCGAACCUCGUCCACCCCUUCAAGUGAAGGAACUUUCGGAAAUUAACAUCGAUGCAUUGCUGAAGGAAACGUUCACAAUAACGGCGAUUCAGAGCGAGAAAAAGGCUGCUGAUGGAACGGUCGUCACGUACAAUCUCAUUCCAAAAGCGGUGAUGUCGUUGAAAGUGCUACAGGAAUUGCCAAUAAUAGUGGUGCUGAUGUACCAGAUAUACAAGCAGAACGUGCAUCAGGACGUCUCAGAUUUUAUACCGUUGAUAAUGACGACAAUAACGCUACAGCCGAGUCCGCAGCAUCGGGCGUCUCCGGCUUUCAACAAAGAAGUAUUCGUCGAUUUUAUGGGAGCGCAGAUAAAAACGUUGAGCUUUUUGGCGUACAUAAUAAGAAUUUAUCAGGACGUUGUGUCGCAACACAGCACGAUGAUGGUGAAAGGGAUGUUGGGAUUGUUGACGUUGUGUCCGAUGGAAGUUGCGCAUUUGCGAAAGGAAUUGUUGAUUGCGGCGCGUCACAUAUUGGCGACGGAUCUGCGAACGAAGUUCGUACCCCACAUGGAGCGGCUCUUCGACGAGGAUGUUUUGCUAGGUCACGGUUGGACGACCCACGAGUCGUUGAGACCGUUGGCUUAUUCGACGUUGGCGGAUUUGGUGCAUCACGUCCGUCAACUUUUGCCAUUGAGCGAUUUGGCUCGCGCCGUUCAUUUGUUCAGUAAAAACGUCCACGACCAGAGUUUACCGACGACGAUACAAACCAUGUCGUGCAAAUUGUUGUUGAAUCUUGUCGAGUGUAUUCGCCAGCGCAGCGACGCUGAGAACAGCAAUCAAGGACGAGAAUUGUUGAUGCGAAUGCUGGAGGUUUUCGUGCUCAAGUUCAAAACGAUAACGAAGCUUCAGAUGCCGGUGUUGCUGAACAAAUCAAAAGCCGCUUCGGGAACGGCGGGAACAAACUUGGAGAUCAAGAAUGAAGACACAAAGCCUCAAAUAGUCGAUCCGAACGAGGACAAAGACGCGGGCAAAUCGAAAUUUGGGUUUCCACCUUCUCAAGCGGUAAACUACAACGUCGCUGACUAUCGGAGUCUCGUUAAAACUCUCGUCUGCGGGGUGAAAACGAUCACUUGGGGCUGUGCUAAUUGCAAAACCGGCGAAGUCGCUCAGUCCAAACAAUUUCAGCCCAAGGAAACGUUGGUAUUCAUACGAUUGGUCAAAUGGGCGUUACAAGCGUUGGACAUUUACACGAUCGGGCCACCGGGCGUCGGUGCCGUUGCGCAAGCCGGUCGACCCGCACAACCUCAAACCGUUCGUACCAAGGAAGAAAAGGAAGUUUUGGAACACUUCAGCGGUGUUUUCUCAAUGAUGAAUCCCCAAACGUUUCAAGAAAUAUUCUCCACCACGAUCGACUACAUGGUCGAAAGAAUAUUCAAGAAUUGCGCUCUGCAAAUCGUCGGGAAUUCCUUUCUCGCUAAUCCAACGACGUCCCCGAUUUUCGCGACCGUGCUCGUGGAAUAUCUUCUCGAAAGAAUGGACGACAUGGGCUCGAACGUUGAACGUAGCAAUUUGUAUCUGAGGCUUUUCAAGCUAGUUUUCGGUAGCGUGUCUUUAUUUCCAGCCGAGAACGAGCACAUGCUGCGUCCUCAUUUGCACCAGAUCGUGAACCGAUCAAUGGAACUCGCCAUGUCGGCUAAAGAGCCGUAUAAUUACUUCCUACUGCUUCGGGCACUUUUCCGCUCGAUCGGAGGCGGAUCUCACGAUCUUUUGUACCAAGAAUUUUUGCCGCUUCUGCCGAAUCUACUAGAGGGUUUGAAUCGCCUCCAAUCGGGUCUUCACAAGCAGCACAUGAAAGAUCUUUUCGUAGAACUUUGCCUAACAGUCCCGGUGCGCCUGAGUUCGUUACUGCCCUAUUUGCCUAUGCUGAUGGAUCCUCUCGUUUCAGCUCUCAAUGGAAGUCACACACUGGUGAGCCAAGGUCUGCGAACGCUCGAGCUCUGUGUCGACAAUUUACAGCCAGAUUUUCUCUACGAGCACAUUCAACCGGUACGUGCCGAUCUGAUGCAAGCGCUCUGGCGCACAUUGAGGAACCCGACGGACCAAGUAGCUCACGUGGCUUUUCGAGUUCUCGGUAAAUUCGGCGGCGGCAAUCGUAAGAUGAUGAUCGAACCGCAGAGACUCGACAACAACGAUCGCGAAACUAACUCCCCAGCUGUCAUCGCGAAUAUACAAGACUCUGGAAAACCGAUAGAUUUUCCGGUCGAGAAAGUAAUCGAGACCGCGUUUACAGCCUUGAAAUCAAACACGACUGAUCCUUUCUACAGGCGACAGUGUUGGGAGGUAAUCAAUUGUUAUCUCGCCGCCUCGCUCCGUCUCGACGACGACAGAACGACUCUCUACAAAUUAUUCACACAUCCGAGCUUUAAGGAAGGCAAAAUACCGCAUCAACAAGGACCUCAUUACAAAUGCACCGACGUCGUUGCGCGAAACGUUCAACAAACCGCUCUCACCGGACUUUUCGUCGCCGCUGCAAUCAAAGAACUCCGCCAAUCGGUUCUGGGAACGAUGGUUUCUCUCGUACGUCAUUACACGAUGGUCGCUAUCGCUCAACAAGCUGGACCUUUCUCUUGCAACGGCAGAUCCAGCUACAGAUGUCAAGGACUCGAUCCUCUGGUGCUGAUCGAUGCUCUCGCCGUUAUUAUGGGACACGAGGAAAAAGAGCUCUGCAAACCGGGCAAUCUUGCCUUAGUUUUGAUCCUUGAAACAGCAACAAACAUUCUCGGCAGCAAGGAACGCGCUUGUCAAUUGCCACUGAUGGAAUAUCUCGCGGAGAGAAUGUGCUCGUUGUGUUACGAGCGCGCAUGGUACGCCAAACUCGGUGGCUGCAUCGCCAUCAAGUUUCUAUUCGAGAGAAUGGCCACGAAAUGGGUUCUCAAUCAUCUAUUUGUAUUUCUCAAAGCUCUCAUGUUCGUCAUGAUGGAUUUAACCGGUGAAGUGUCGAACGGUGCGAUAGACAUGGCCAAAGCGAACUUGGAGGAGAUGCUGCGCGUAUGCGUCAACUCGGGAGGCCAAGAUUGCAACCAGGAAUUGCUCGAAGCUCAAAACAAAAGCCUUUACGAAGUGACUCACGAGUUGGUGAGACAAGUGACCUCGCCCCACACCAUGGUACGCGAACAGGCGAUGUCUUCGCUGAGAUUACUCGCUGAAAUACAAUGUAAAAGCGUCACCGAAGUCAUGGAGCCGCACAAAGAAGUUUUGGCUGACAUGAUUCCACCGAAGAAACAUUUGCUGCGUCACCAGCCAGCCAACGCUCAAAUUGGUCUCAUGGACGGCAACACUUUUUGCACAACCCUAACGCCGCGACUCUUCACCAUCGACUUGACGGUCGGAGAGCACAAAACAUUCUUUCAAGAAUUACUCGCUCUCAGCGAAGCCGAGGAUGCUAAUUUGAACAAAUUGCCUUGCUACAAAUCCGUCUCGAAUCUGAUACCCCUGAGAAAAUCAGCGCUUCGAGCUCUCGCCGCUUGUCACUACAUUGUCGCUUGCCGCGAAAAAAUAUUCGGUGUUUUGUACAAAGCCCUCGAGAAACCAAACGCCGAGCUCCAGGAAGCCGCUUUCGAGUGCAUGCAAAAGUUCAUCGCCGGUUUCCAAAUCGACAUGGAAUCGGUGCACGCGAUAAUGCGUCCGAUGCUGCUGACUCUCGGCGACCACAGAAAUUUGAGCCUCAAUUGCGUCAAGAGAUUGUCCUACCUGACGCAACUCUUUCCCAGCACGUUCAGCAUCACUCUCUGCGAACAAUUGGUUCAACAUUUGAAAAAAUUGUUGGAAAAUUUGAUACAAACGAACAAGGGUGUCGUGAGAACUGGAGAAAACGAGCAAAAGAUCGCGACGAUCAUCGGCAUUUUUCAUCAAACUCCAGCGGCCACCCCCAAGUUUAUCGACGUUUUGUGUCGCCUCGUUCUACAAACUGAAAAAUCUCUCCUCGUCGAAGCUUCCAGUCCGUUCAGAAUACCGCUUAUGCGAUUUCUUCUCCGGUAUCCUACGGAAACCCUCAAUUUAAUGCUCCACGACAACAACAUCAAAGAUCAGCAGUGGAGCCGCUAUUUGGAGUUUCUCGUUAAGCACAAAGAAGGAAAACCGUUCAGAGAUGUUCUGCACAACAGCACGCCACGACUGAUCACUAUGCUGCUCGCUCACUCUCAAACAAACUCGAAUCUCAGCAGCACCGAGAAGAGCGAGCUACAGCAUCAAGCGAUAAGGAUCAUUUCCAUUCUCAUAAAAUUCGACGAUCAAUGGCUCUCGAAUCAAAGCCAGUUGGUUGCGGCCGUUAAACAAAUUUGGUGCAACGACGAUUAUCAUGCGUUGCACAAGCGCGUUGACAGCGUUGAUUUCUGCAGGUGGAAGGAGCCGAAAUUAAUUGGGAAAAUAUUGUUACAUUAUUUCGGACAUCAUACGAACGACAUAGAUUUGCUGUUUCAACUUUUACGAGCGACUUGCGAUCGGUUCAUUCCCGAUUUCCAGUUCCUUCGGGACUUCCUCGAGAACACAGUCGCUCAGGAGUACACAGUGGAAUGGAAAAGAAGCGCGUUCUUCCGCUUCGUCGAUCAUUUCCCGACUAACAACAUGUCCCAAGAAUUAAAAGCGAAGGUUUUACAGCUGAUCGUCAUUCCGUGCUUCGCCGUUAGUUUCGAGCGCGGCGAGGGCACGAAAUUGGUGGGCGGUGCGCCGAUGCCUUACCAGGAAAAUCCGGAGAACGUUGUUUCGGUCUUUAUCAGCAAAAUCAUCGAUCCGGACAACCCGUUCAGGUCAGCCGACUGCGUGAGGAUUUCGCUCCUCCAAUUUUCCUGUCUGUUGGUAGAGCAAGCAUCUCAGCACAUUCACGAUGUGACGAACAAGCGCCAGGGCAACAAGCUCCGAAGACUCAUGACUUUCGCGUGGCCCUGUUUGCUCGGUAAAAAUUGCGUCGAUCCCGCGACUCGCUACCACGGACAUCUCCUGCUGAGCCACAUCAUCGCCAAGUUUGCCAUCCACAAGAGGAUCGUUCUCCAGGUGUUCCACAGUCUUCUGAAAGCCCACGCGGUCGAAGCUCGCAACGUGGUGCGUCAAGCCCUCGAGAUAUUGACUCCGGCGAUGCCUGUCAGAAUGGAGGAUGGUAACACGAUGUUGACCCACUGGACGAAAAAGAUAAUCGUCGAAGAGGGCCACUCGAUGCAGCAACUCUUUCACAUUCUCCAGCUGGUAGUUCGUCACUACAAAGUGUAUUACCCGGUGCGACAUCACCUGGUUCAGCACAUGGUCAACUCGAUCCAGAGACUCGGAUUUUCACCGACUGCGACCAUCGAACACCGGAGAUUGGCCGUGGAGCUUGCCGAGGUGAUAAUCAAGUGGGAAUUGCACAGGAUUAAGGACGAGGCCGAAAACGUAGAAACUGGUGGAACGGGAACGAUGACGGGAACGGUUCGCCGUCAACUACCGGAAGAUCCAACGGGAAACAAGCGUUUGGCGACCCAAGGACCGUCCGGAACCGCGACGGUCGCUUUGGUCGCGCCGCGUAUGGAGCCCGGGGCGACGAAACCCAUAGAGAGAGCCCAGGCCGACGCGAUACUGAAUUUCUUGCUUCGUCUCGCCUGUCAGGUUAACGACGCGACCACGACACAAGGAAAUCCUGGCGAACAAUUGUCCCGGCGUUGCGUGACGCUUCUAAAGAUGGCUCUGAAGCCCGACGUUUGGCCACAGUCCUGCGAUCUCAAGCUCGCUUUCCUCGACAAAGUAUUCGCGAGCGUUGAGAACAACCAACCGAAUUACGGCAACAUUUGCACGGCCCUUGAGCUUCUCACCUUUCUGCUGGGAGUGAUGAAACGAGAACAAAUUUUGGCGAGUUUCAAACCUUUGCAAAGAGGCUUAGGCGCUUGUAUCGCGAGCACGAACACCAAGGUCAUCAGGCUCGUGCACGGUUUGUUGUCCAGACUCAUGACCAUUUUCCCUACAGAACCAACGUCUUCGACCGUCGGCUCGAAGCACGAGGAAUUGGACACUCUGUACACGACCGUCGGUAAAUUCAUCACCGAGGGGCUCGCUGCUUACGAGAAAAAUACUUCGGCGACUCCGAGCACUCUUUUCGGGACUCUGAUGAUGCUCAAAGCCGCCUGCACCAAUAAUCAGAGCUACAUCGAUCGCAACAUAACGCCCUUCAUGCGUGUGCUGCACAGGAUGGCGAAGGAUCAUUUGCACCCGACGCAGACCGAGGCGAAUCCCGUUGGAAGCGAGCUUCUCAUAUUGAGCUUGGAUCUCGUGAAAAAUCGAGUGGUCGUUAUGGGCGUUGAAAUGCGCAAGUCAUUCAUAGGCUCGAUUCUUGUUGGUCUUAUCGAGAAAACCCAAGACAUCAAAGUCAUGAAGGCCAUCACGAAAAUGCUCGAGGAAUGGAUGAAGAACAAGAACCCCAUAGCGGUUAAUCAGGCUCCUUGUUUACGCGAAAAGUCAAUAUUGCUAGUCAAAAUGAUGCAGUACGUGGAGAAAAGAUUCCCCGACGAUCUUGAGCUCAACGGACAAUUUUUGGAACUCGUUAAUUACGUUUACUGCGACGAGAGCCUCAAAUCUUCGGAGCUGACGUCGAAACUCGAGCCAGCUUUCCUCUCCGGUCUUCGUUGUAUCCAGCCUCACAUAAGAUCGCGAUUUUUCGAUGUUUUUGAUAAAUCCAUGCAAAGAAGACUCUUUGAUCGUCUUUUGUACAUUGUUUGCAGUCAGAGCUGGGACGCGAUGGGUCCGCAUUACUGGAUCAAGCAGUGCAUCGAGUUGUUGAUCGUCACAGCUGAUUCGACGAGCCAAAUACAGUUGAGCAACCGUGACACGCUCCUGCCGUCUAUCAGCGCGAUAAUAAGCAUGUCGGACAGCGAGGAACAGAAGAAUUUCGUGAUCUACACAGCUGUGAAAGAGGAGCCCCAAGAAAUUAGUGAAGGAAGCAACGGUGGGCUCAACGUCAACGACGUCAAAGACGAGCUGCUGGAUCUCGAUCUCGCUGGUAACGAAGGGCCAACGACACCGGAUGUAGACAUGAUGCAAAUCGUCCAGAAAGCCAGCAUCGCUCAGUUGAUGGUUAAGCAGUCUGAUUUCCUCGAAAAUUCUAGGAAAACUCGAACGGAACAGUUGCUGGUCGCAGCUGCUCAGCUCUGUCACAUGGACACUUCCCUCGCUGAACGCGUUUGGCUCGACAUAUUCCCAAGACUGUGGUCUAUCCUCGACGACAAUCAGCACAACUUUUUGAUCGCUGAAAUGGUCCCGUUCGUUUGUAGCGGUACUCACGUCAUCCAAAAAGACUGUCAUCCGUCAGCGAUCGCGACCUUCGUCGAGUCUAUGACGCGGUGCGAUCCACCGGUUCCGAUGCGUCCUGCACUCAUGAAAUAUCUCGGACGAUCUCACAAUCUCUGGCAUCGAAUGACCCUCUGCCUCGAACAAAUGGCUUUCGACAAUGCGACCGCUGCCAAUCGGGCGAAACGAGAAAACGAUUGCUACGAUUUCGAGCCUGACAACAGCCCCCACGCCGAAGUGUUGGAUUCACUCUCCGACAUGUAUUCUCAGCUCUGCGAGGAGGACAUGUGGUCCGGGCUGUGGCAAAAGCACGCCCAUUACAAGGAGACCCUGCAGGCAACGGCGCUGGAGCAACAGGGAUUUUUCGAGCAGGCCCAAGGCGCAUACGACGUCGCGAUGACUAAAUUCAAACAGGACUUUGCCAGCGCCCCUGCACCUUUCAAAACCCAGAGGGAAGCGAUGCUCUGGGAACAACACUGGAUUCGUUGCGCCAAGGAGCUCAAUCAGUGGGACCUGCUGCUCGAUUAUGGAAGUAAAAAAGCAGAAACGAAUCCAUUCCUCAUAGUCGAGAGCUCCUGGCGCAUUCCCAACUGGAAUGUCAUGAAAGAAGCUCUCGCUCAGGUCGAACACAAUUGUCCCAAAGAGAUGGCUUGGAAGGUGAACCUUUAUCGUGGCUACCUCGCCAUUUGUCACAGCGAAGACAAACACUUCACCGCUGUCGAACGUUACGUCGAAUUAGCUUCGAGUCUUUGCAUGAGAGAAUGGAGAAGAUUGCCUCACAUCGUCUCCCACAUUCACUUGCCACUGUUGCAAGCUGCUCAACAGAUCAUGGAGCUCCAAGAAGCGAUGCAGAUACACCAGGGCUUGCUGCACGGUCGCAGCUCGUCUCUGCAUGACAUGAAAGCGAUCGUGAAAACUUGGCGCAAUCGGCUGCCGGUGAUUGCCGACGACCUCAGCCAUUGGGCGGACAUUUUCACAUGGCGACAGCAUCAUUAUACUUUUAUAUCCUCUCAUUACGAUUCCCAACAGGACCAAACGACCAAUCAUUCGAUGCUCGGUGUCCACGCCUCGGCACAGGCGAUUAUUCACUUCGGUAAAAUCGCCAGGAAGCACAAUCUCACCGGCGUCUGCUUGGACUCGCUGUCCAGGAUCUACACGAUUCCCAGCGUCCCGAUCGUCGACUGUUUCCAGAAGAUUCGCCAGCAGGUCAAGUGCUAUCUGCAAAUGGCAUCGGUCGCUGGUAAAAACGAGCUUCAGGAAGGUCUCGAAGUCAUCGAAUCUACGAACCUUAAAUACUUCACGAAGGAAAUGACCGCCGAAUUCUACGCUCUCAAGGGAAUGCUACUUUCACAAAUCGGCAGAUCCGACGAUGCCAAUAAAGCCUUCUCCGCUGCUGUACAGCUGCACGAUACCCUCGUCAAAGCUUGGGCUCUUUGGGGCGAUUAUCUCGAACACAUUUUCACCAGAGAUGCCCGACAAAUCACCAUCGGCGUAUCCGCAAUCACCUGCUUCCUUCACGCCUGUCGACAUCAAAACGAAUCGAAAUCGAGGAAAUAUCUCGCCAAAGUACUCUGGCUGCUCACUUACGAUGACGACAAAUACUCCCUGCUCGAAGCGGUCGACAAGUACGCCGUUGGCGUACCACCCAUUCAAUGGCUACCCUGGAUCCCUCAACUCCUCAUGUGCCUCGUUCGACACGACGGAAAUGUCAUCCUCAAUCUCCUCAGUCAAGUCGGACGCAUGUUCCCUCAAGCUGUUUAUUUUUCCAUCAGAACUCUCUAUCUUACGCUGAAAAUUGAACAACGAGAACGAUACAAAAGCGCUGAAAUCGCUGCUGUCAAAAACAGCGGUGCCACCACCUCUGAAAACGUCGGGGAAACCAGAAACACCGGUACCAAUCAACAAAGCCAGGGACAACAGGAAACUGGACCUAUUCGAGCUACUGCUCCUAUGUGGCGAUGCUCCAAAAUCAUGCACAUGCAGAGAGACAUCCAUCCCACUAUUCUGUCCAGUCUCGAAGGAAUCGUUGAUCAAAUGGUCUGGUUCCGUGAGACUUGGUACGAGGAAGUUUUGCGUCAGCUGCGUCAAGGCCUCGCAAAAUGUUACGCGAUAGCGUUCGAAAACCGUGGAGCAGUCAGUGAAGCAACCAUUACGCCUCACACUCUCAAUUUCGUGAAAAAGCUCGUCUCCACGUUUGGCAUUGGAAUCGAAAACAUAUCAUCGAGUCAAAACGUGAACAAUACUUUUGGCUCCGCCGCUUCCGAGUCUUUGGCACGUCGUGCUCAAGCAACGGUUCAAGAUCCAGUUUUCCAAAAAAUGAAAGGACAAUUCACCAGCGAUUUCGAUUUCACCGAGCCCGGAGCUCGGCUGCUCCACAAUCUCAUUAGCAAGCUCAAAAAGUGGAUCAAAAUACUUGAAGGGAAAACGAAACAAUUGCCAAAAUCUUUUCUCAUCGAGGAAAAAUGCCGUUUCCUUAGUAAUUUCAGCCUGAAAACAGCGGAAGUAGAGUUGCCGGGUGAAUUUUUAUUGCCCAAGCACUCGCAUUAUUUCGUGAGAAUAGCUCGAUUCAUGCCUCGCGUCGAAGUUGUUCAGCGUCACAACACGGCGGCUCGACGUUUGCGAAUUCGUGGACACAACGGUCGUUUGUAUCCGUAUUUGGUGGUGAACGACGCGGGUCUGGGAGACGCGCGACGGGAAGAGCGUGUGCUGCAGUUGUUACGAAUGUUGAAUCACUACUUGGCGAAGCAGAAGGAAACUUCGAGACGAUUCUUGCAUUUCACGGUUCCAAGAGUUGUCGCAGUAUCGCCACAGAUGCGUCUCGUCGAGGACAAUCCAGCUUCAGUCUCUUUGCUCGAUAUUUAUAAGCAAGGCUGCGCUAAACUCGGCAUCGAGCACGAUGCACCGAUCGCUCGUUAUUACGAGAGACUCGCGACUGUCCAGGCCAGAGGAGCUCAAGCAAGUCAUCAAGUGCUCAGGGAUAUUCUCAAGGAGGUUCAGACUACAAUGGUCGCACGAACUAUGCUCAAAGAUUGGGCCAAUAAAACUUUCCCAUCCGCCACGGAUUAUUGGACCUUCAGAAAAAUGUUCACUUUACAACUGUCGCUUGCCUGUUUCGCUGAGUACGUUCUUCAUCUGACUCGUCUAAAUCCGGAUAUGAUGUACGUUCAUCAAGAUUCCGGACUGAUAAACAUAGCAUACUUCAAAUUCGACGUUGAUGACACAUCCGGUGAAUUGGACGCCAACAGACCUGUGCCCUUCAGACUUACACCAAACAUUCUCGAGUUUCUCACGAGUACAGGUGUUUCGGGACCGUUGACCGCGAGCGCGAUCGCGACUGCUCGUUGUCUCGUGCAACCGUCCUUCAAGGUCCACACGAUUCUGCGGGCAAUAUUGCGAGACGAGGUGAUCGCCGAUCACAACAAAAAGCAGGAGGAUUCGGAGAACGCGUCACAAGUUCCUGGGGAAAUGAAGGGUGAACUCUUGAUAACAAUGGUAACGCGGGCGGUGACGGCGAUCGUGACGAGACUCAACUCCCUCGCGAAUUUCGACGGAACUGACAGCAAAGUCGGUACCCUCGUCGCGGCCGCCAACAGCCACGACAAUCUCUGUCGAAUGGAUCCGUCGUGGCAUCCGUGGCUGUAAAUUAACGAGACUGUCUCUCUUUAAGCUGGAUAUUUUAAUAUCGUUCGUCCUUUUCAUUUAUUUUUUUUCUCGUCAAUUUCACGAUUUUCUCCGAUCGACCAUGAGCAGAUUCGAAGUUUUCAUUCCCUUUCUACAUGUAUAAUAUGUAUAUAUCUUCGACGCGUAUUUGUCUUAAUUACUUUUGGUUUUAAUGUACGCGCGAAUUACGAUGUAAAGAUUGAGGAAAACAUCAUUUUUAUCGUAUUUCUUGAUUCAAGCUUUUUUUUCUCGAAAUUUCCACCAGUGCUCAGGACCCAAAAUUGUGUAGAUAAAAAUAGUUUCUAUAUUAUAAAUAUAAGUGAGUAUAUAUAUAUUUAAAAAAUAAAAGAACGCGUUUUAUACAGAA
Messenger RNA from Venturia canescens, 12428 nucleotides. RefSeq names its product Transcription-associated protein Nipped-A (gene Nipped-A). The coding region runs from base 626 to 12043 and encodes 3805 amino acids. The record is from RefSeq and is a predicted model, not a curated record. The transcript has 11 exons. Gene Ontology annotation, biological process: DNA repair; regulation of DNA-templated transcription. Gene Ontology annotation, cellular component: nucleus; NuA4 histone acetyltransferase complex; SAGA complex. Gene Ontology annotation, molecular function: protein binding. NCBI's taxonomy places the organism in Eukaryota, Metazoa, Arthropoda, Insecta, Hymenoptera, Ichneumonidae.